Messenger RNA from Orycteropus afer afer, 537 nucleotides. Its product is annotated as signal transducer and activator of transcription 3-like. Lineage: Eukaryota; Metazoa; Chordata; Mammalia; Tubulidentata; Orycteropodidae. Gene Ontology annotation, biological process: leptin-mediated signaling pathway; cell surface receptor signaling pathway via JAK-STAT; response to peptide hormone. The annotation marks the transcript as partial. Gene Ontology annotation, molecular function: RNA polymerase II cis-regulatory region sequence-specific DNA binding; DNA-binding transcription factor activity, RNA polymerase II-specific. The transcript is spliced from 5 exons. The record is from RefSeq and is a predicted model, not a curated record.
UGGGCAGCACCUGGAGAGCACUGGCAGCUGCUUCACUGCCAGUUACAGUGCCUGGCACUGGUGCUUUCCCCUCUGGAUGGCCGCAGCAUCUCAAGCCAAAGAGGAAGGGCAGCAAGGGGGCCAGGGCAACCACCCUACAGCUGCCGUGGUGACGGAGAAGCAGCAGAUGCUGGAACAGCACCUGCAGGAUGUUCGGAAGAGAGUACAGGAUCUAGAACAGAAAAUGAAGGUGGUAGAGAAUCUCCAGGAUGACUUUGAUUUCAACUAUAAGACCCUCAAGAGUCAAGGAGACAUGCAAGAUCUGAAUGGAAACAACCAGUCAGUGACUAGGCAGAAGAUGCAGCAGCUUGAACAGAUGCUUACGGCACUGGACCAGAUGCGAAGAAGCAUUGUGAGUGAGUUGGCGGGGCUUUUGUCAGCGAUGGAGUAUGUGCAGAAAACUCUCACAGAUGAAGAGCUGGCAGACUGGAAGAGGAGGCAGCAGAUUGCUUGCAUUGGAGGCCCUCCCAACAUCUGCCUAGAUCGCCUAGAAAACUG